GAGCCGCUGGAGAGUUAGAUUUCUCAGCAGCGUGUAGCCCAGAGAUAGAAGCCUGGUCUGCCUGCCUUCCCCAGGCCGGGGACAGAGACAGCACAUCGCCGGGAGGGAGAAUGUUCAUCCUGCAGGCCAGGGCCUGGCUCGGAUCCCUGCUUCUGAAUGUCACAGUGUUCAGAUUCGUCGUACAGUCCCAGUUAAUAGCUUCGGAUCGUCGCCGAAUGGAGCUCACCUCUGGCAGUAAGUGGAGCCCGUGGCAGAGCUGGUCUCCGUGCUCCAGUACAUGUGGAGGGGGCGUUGCCACCAGGGUCCGGAGAUGUUUGAUCAGUCACAGACAUCCCUUUGGAAAGCCCUGUCCAGGGAACCAGAGACAGUACAAGGUGUGUGCUGCUGAGGACUGUCCCCCGGGCACAAUGGAUUUCCGAGAGCUUCAAUGUGCAGCCUACAAUGGACACCGGCUCUCCCAGAUCCAAGGGGCUGUCUUUGAGUGGAUUCCAUUCUAUGGAGGAGCGUCUGGCCUGUGUACAGCUGUCAGCUGUGCAACUGUGGAAGACUUUGUGCUGGAUAAAGAACUCAGCAAGAACUCAGCAUCACACUGGAUAGUUCACGUAGUCACAUUAAACAAUCCAAUGUGUGCUGGGGAUAUUUAA
Rhincodon typus (whale shark) is the source of this 644-nucleotide messenger RNA. RefSeq names its product A disintegrin and metalloproteinase with thrombospondin motifs 10-like. The coding region runs from base 111 to 644 and encodes 177 amino acids. The transcript has 7 exons. NCBI's taxonomy places the organism in Eukaryota, Metazoa, Chordata, Chondrichthyes, Orectolobiformes, Rhincodontidae. Gene Ontology annotation, molecular function: metalloendopeptidase activity. The record is from RefSeq and is a predicted model, not a curated record. Gene Ontology annotation, biological process: extracellular matrix organization. Gene Ontology annotation, cellular component: extracellular matrix.